AUGGACAAAACCACAUUCUUGGGCGUCUUGUCAUUGGCAGCCUCAGUCUCAGCCUCAGCCCUGUAUUCUACAUACCACUUCAACCCUCUCCAUCAUCUCACAGGCAUCGCACCUUACUUUGAACCGCAAGAUCCUCCCGCAUCCCCCGACGUUCCCCAAGGGUGUACCGCGAAACGUGCCGCCUACCUUGUUCGCCAUGCCGCCAUCUACGCCAACGACUUCGACUACGAGGAGUACAUUGAAAGCUUUGUCGACAAGCUGGACAACACCACCGUCGACUGGACCAAAGUCCCCGAACUGAGCUUCCUCGCCGGCUGGAACGCCCCCAUCAGCGACGCCGAGGUCUCGCUGCUGACCCGCGUCGGCCGUCUCGAGGCGACCCAGCUCGGCGUCGACCUCAACUUCCGGUACCCCAACUUCAGCGUCCCCAAGACGGUGUGGACAUCCUCGGCCUCGCGCACGCUGCAGUCGGCCCAGUCGCUCGCGCGCGGCCUGGAAGCGGACGAGGGCAGCAUCGAGAUCCGCAGCGUGUACGAGUCCAAGGAGGCGGGCGCCGACAGCCUCACGCCCUACAAGGGCUGCCCGGCCUACUCGUCGUCGGCCGGCAGCGACGAGGCCGAUGAGUUUACCGACAGGUUCACCAAGCCCAUUGUGGCGCGCCUGAAAAAGGCAGCGCCCGGCUUCAACUUUACGGCAAAGGACGUUUUCGGCAUGCAGCAGCUGUGCGGCUACAAAACGGUGAUUCGCGGCAAGUCUCCGUUCUGCAGCCCCGAUCUCUUCAGUCCUGACGAGUGGCUGGCAUGGGAGUACUCGGAAGACAUCCGCUACCACUACAACGUAGGCUACGGCAGCAACGUCGCCGGCUACAACGGUCUUCCGUGGCUCAAGGCAACAGGCGACCUUCUCAUGAGCAACGCGAAGAACGGCAGCAACGGCAGCAGCACCGUCGACGACUUGCUGGUCAGCUUCACGCACAGAGAGAUGCCUCCCAUGGUCAUUGUCGCCAUGGGGCUCUUCAACAACUCGGAGUUUAGCGGCGCUUCCAACAUCAACGAGACCAUGCCCACGGAUCGCAUCAACUACCGCCGCGCGUGGAAGAGCUCCAGCAUCCUGCCGUUCCUCGGCAACAUUGCCAUUGAGCGCCUGGAGUGCAGCGGCAGCUUCGGCUACGAUGAUGGUGAAUACUACAGAGUGCUGGUCAACAGCUCCCCGCAGCCACUGCCCAGCUGCGCCGACGGACCGGCCACGAGCUGCUCCCGCGACGCUUUUGGAAAGUAUUUGAAGGACCGAGCGGACUUGUUCACAGGCUUCACGGAACAUUGCAACGCGACAUACAAAAACAGCACUGAUACCAUGACACUGUACAGCGCAAAGAACAACAGCACAAUGCGAUGA
This is a messenger RNA of Cordyceps militaris CM01, 1395 nucleotides long. RefSeq names its product histidine acid phosphatase, putative. NCBI's taxonomy places the organism in Eukaryota, Fungi, Ascomycota, Sordariomycetes, Hypocreales, Cordycipitaceae. The coding region runs from base 1 to 1395 and encodes 464 amino acids. The transcript has a single exon. The record is from RefSeq and is a predicted model, not a curated record. Gene Ontology annotation, cellular component: fungal-type cell wall. Gene Ontology annotation, molecular function: acid phosphatase activity.